Messenger RNA from Nezara viridula (southern green stink bug), 261 nucleotides. NCBI's taxonomy places the organism in Eukaryota, Metazoa, Arthropoda, Insecta, Hemiptera, Pentatomidae. The record is from the annotation of a GenBank genome assembly.
AUGGUCGCGGGUGAAGUGGAAAGCGAAAAGAAGAACACGUACGAUAAAUGUAUCCCUUUCCUAAAAGAGAAAUUCCGUGAGACCUUCGGAGAGAGAGAGUUCACCGUGAGAGGCCCCUGGUUUGGGUCUCGCGGAACUAUCCCAAAAAGAACAAGGAGCUUCCUCGAGGAACUAGGUGUCGACAUUAAGGACGUAGCGAGGUUGGCUGAAAAUAUAGUCCUCGACUACCUGGGAAUCAUUCAGCACCACGUGCAUGGCUAG